This is a messenger RNA of Chenopodium quinoa (quinoa), 1034 nucleotides long. Its product is annotated as histone H1.1-like. The coding region runs from base 116 to 751 and encodes 211 amino acids. Gene Ontology annotation, molecular function: nucleosomal DNA binding; structural constituent of chromatin; double-stranded DNA binding. Gene Ontology annotation, cellular component: nucleus; nucleosome. Gene Ontology annotation, biological process: nucleosome assembly; negative regulation of DNA recombination; chromosome condensation. The transcript has 2 exons. Lineage: Eukaryota; Viridiplantae; Streptophyta; Magnoliopsida; Caryophyllales; Amaranthaceae. The record is from RefSeq and is a predicted model, not a curated record.
UUCCCCCUUUACCACUAUCUUCCAUCAAUCUAUUGAUUCUUCCUUUGUACUCUUUCUGAUAUUCUCUCUCAUUUUCUCUCUCCUUUUUGUGAGAAUUUUCUCAAAGUCUGAAAUCAUGGUUGCUAGUACUGCUACUAAGACUGUGAAGAAAACUUCUGCUCCGAAGAAAGCUGCUGCUGCGAAAUCUGCUCCUUCUCAUCCUCCUUAUAUCGAGAUGAUAACAGAAGCAUUGGUUUCUCUCAAGGAGAGAACAGGAUCAAGCCAUUACGCAAUCGCGAAACACAUCGAAGAGCAACAGAAGGUUCGCGACCUUCCUCCAAACUUCAGAAAGCUUCUCUUCAACCAAUUGAAGAAAAGCGUUGCUUCUGGAAAGCUCGUCAUGGUGAAGAAAUCCUUCAAACUUCCACCAGGCACCUCGAAGAAGUCUCCGACCGCCGCACCAGCCGCCGCCGAGAAGCCAAAAGCCGCCGCCAAGCCAAAAUCAAAGGAAGCCGCCGCUAAGCCAGCCAAAAAAUCUGCCGCCGCUAAGCCAAAAGCAGCCGGUGCCAAAGCCAAGACCACCACAGCAAAGGCUAAAGCGUCGACAACGGCGGCAAAGAAGCAGAAGGUGUCGAUGAAGUCUCCGGCAAAGUCGCCGGCGAAGAAGGUUGCGCCGGUGAAGGCGAAGAAGCCGAAGAGUAUUAAGUCGCCGGCGAAGAAAGCUACUGCCGUGAAGAAAAUCGUUGCGAUGAAGAAGACUAACAAGAAGUGAAUUAGAGUUGUUAUUUGUGAUGAUUUGAGUUUGUAAAUUUGUCGAUAGGUUUAAGUUUGUGUUUAGAGAAGGUUGAAUGUUGAUUAUCAUAACUACUUAGGUAGUUUAAAAAAUUCUAGGGUUUGUAGAAAACUCAGACUUUUACUAGUAGUUUGGUUUGUUAUUCAAAUUAGGUUUUAUCAUUUAUGAUUAGAUGGCUAAUCAUUUUAUCUCAGUUUAGCUUAAUUGCCUGUUUUUAAGUCCUUCAGCUUUAAUACAAAUUAGAAAUCUGGAUUUCACUAUA